Molecule: messenger RNA, 2700 nt
Organism: Procambarus clarkii (red swamp crayfish)
Lineage: Eukaryota; Metazoa; Arthropoda; Malacostraca; Decapoda; Cambaridae
Source: RefSeq, a predicted model, not a curated record
GUCGCGCGGAUGUGCGUCUCUCACGCUCCUCCGCGCCUUCCUUGCUCUUGUCACGCCGCUCAUGGUGUUACCUGUGGCCGAUUUUGUAGUUCUGCACUACCAGCUGCGGCUUUCUGAGGCCUGGUUCCUCCCGAACUCUGUACCUCCAUGUGUCGGCCAGCAAUGAUGACCAUGAACCGUCUUUUGAAACCUGUAUAAAACUUUUUUUGAUCUUUGACUCUGGUUCGGAUCCAAAUGCCUUAAGACUAGAGACUCAAAACAUGUAAUAAAACUUCAAAUUGAACCAGAAAUACAUUAUAUUUGCUUCCUGUUUAAAUAAAAGUAUUUAUUUUACAUAGAGAAGUGUUCAGUAGAUAUGUAGAAGUCAAAAUCUUCCUCUCUCUGACUCAUAUUUCACGAUAAUCUUGACAGAGGCUGACUGUCACAUUAGAUAAACUGGCACGACAUCUCAGGGGAUAAGCAUGAAGACAGUCCCUGUCCUCUCCAGCUGAUGUCUCGGCCUCUUGGUCGGACUUUACAUGUAAACAAUAACAAUUGAGUGAAGGAGGAUUUAGCGUGUGGCGUUUGACGCUGUCAGCCUAGUGUCUGGAAACUUGCUUGGUGUCCGGAGCAACUCUUGGUGUCCGGAGCAACUCUUGGUGUACGGAGCAACACUUGGUGUCCGGAGCAACACUUGGUGUCCGGAGCAACACUUGGUGUACGGAGCAACUCUUGGUGUACGGAGCAACACUUGGUGUCCGGAGCAACACUUGGUGUACGGAGCAACACUUGGUGUACGGAGCAACACCUGGUGUACGGAGCAACACCUGGUGUCCGGAGCAACACCUGGUGUCCGGAGCAACACUUGGUGUACGGAGCAACUCUUGGUGUCCGGAGCAACACCUGGUGUCCGGAGCCACACCUGGUGUCUGGAGCAACAGUUCUGAGUCGCGGAGAUAUAAUGAAGGUCCAGUGACGAGAAGAAUCUUAACAUAUACGAGAGAAAAACUGAAAAAAACAAGAGUUAAUAAACUAGUGAUGAAAUAAAUAAUUUCUGGCGUCACACUGGCGAGAAGCACCAUUAGUCCCACUGACAGGUUCUGAACACGUGCCUGCGCCACCUGGCCAAGUGACAACUAAAUUCCCAACACUUCAGGUGCCAACGGCCGCCAACAGAUAUUCGUGACUAAAUAUAAAUGGUAGUGAUAUACAAAUGUUAUAACUAUUUACUAGGGGCCCCCGUUGUGGCUAUAGAGUCUACAGGUGUUAUCCGCGCGCAUAUUUAGGGUGUUUAUAGGCCCGCAUAUUAGGAAAUAAACUUUAUUCCAAGUGAAGCCUCUUCAAAACUAAACCUCGAACUGGAAUUGUUUUGGUAUCCGUGCUUCUCCUCUCUCUCUCUCUGUGGUGUGUUUUGGGACUCGUGUGAAGCACAUGUAACUACACUCCUUGUCCUCCAGGGGGUGUACUCUGAGAGGUGUACUCACCACGAGUGCCAGGGAGGCCUACUAACUACCAGCCUCAAAACACCGAACGAGAAUGCCAGGAGCGUUUGGCUCGGAGAAGGCCUGCAGCAUCCACGUGUCCCAGUCAGAAAACUCGACAGAGUUCAAGGUGAAUCUGAAGAGCGUCUCCCUGAAGUCUUCCGGCAUGUUCACCUGUGAAGUGAUUUCUGACGACAACUUCGAGACCUUCAGAGAGUCCGCAAACAUGACGGUGAUUGACCCGCCUGACCGGAACACGGCGGGGAAGUUUGGACCAGUAAUCGAGGUGGCUGGAUGGAGCGGGUCGGGUCCCCUGGAGGUGAGAGAUGGGGAGCAGGUGGAGGCCUUGUGCCUGGCCAGGGGUGCCAACCCCCCCGUACAGCUGGCCUGGUUUAACAACUAUACUAAGGUCCCCAGGGAACUGGUACGACCACAGCCGCCCCGGGCGGAGGGGUUCAACACCUACACGUCGACCCUGUCCCUGGUGGUGUCCCCGGGCCAGCAGGUGUGGGACGACCAGGGACGACUGGUACUCCGCUGCGUCGCCGAUAUCCCGGGACUGUUCCACGAGACGGCAGACCUCGAGGUGCACAAUGCUGCUUUCAGACGGGCUCAACUUUCAGGGCUCUUCGCUGGGGGGCGUAACGUGAACGGGUCUCCUGUCUUGGUGACGUGUAUGUUUAUAGCGUUACUGGUCCGUCACGCCGUCACACAGACCAGGCCCUGUUCGUAACACCUGUGACGCCAUGCCAAGUGCGACACCAGCAAUGCCACACCUGUAACACGUCACAGCUGCGGUUCGUCACGGCUGCGGUCCGUCACAGCUGCGGUCCGUCACAGCUGCGGUCCGUCACAGCUGCGGUCCGUCACAGCUGCGGUCCGUCACAGUUGCUGUACAUCACCUGCAAUUCAUCACUGCUGAAUUACGUCAUAUUUGGAGCUACACACCUGUUGUACGUCACAGCAAGAGUGCGUCACAGCUAAAGUACGUCACAGCUGCUGUACAUCACCUGCUGAACGUCACCCGUAUAGUGCGUCACACCUACAAAAUGAUACAGCUACAGUACGUCAAAUCUACAGUACGUCACUUAUAUAUACCUCACAGCUACACCACAACACCUCCAAUACGUCACAACGGAGGAGAACUUUUACUUAAUUCUACUUUGAGACUCUCAGAGACUCUUUAGAGACUCUCAGAGACUCUUUAGAGACUCUCAGAGACUCUUUAGAGACUCUCAGA